UUUUCUCUUCUUUUUUUUUUUUUUUUUUUAGAUAGUGUCUCACUCUGUCACCCAGGCUGUAGCGCAGUGGUGCAAUCAUAGCUCACUGCAGCCUUAAACUCUUGGGCUCAAGUGAUCCUCCUGUCUUAGUCUCCCAAUUUGCUAGGAUUACAAAUGUGAACCACCACACCUGGCCUCCCUGCUAAUUUCUAACACUAAUAAAUUCUCACCUCUUCUGCUUCUAGAGCUCUGCUAUGUUGCCCACCCGGUGGUGGUUCCAGGCCACAGUGACCCCAACUGGAGACUUUUUAUUCGAUUUCUACAAGAAAAACCCAUAUCAAGCCUGAGUCUGACAGGCUUUACUGGACACAUUGGGCCAGGGAAAGUGUCACAAUACUUAGUCCAUAUCCUCCUACCACCUUUCAAGUUUCUUCUCUCUUUUACCCGCCCCUUCUCUGAGUGCCGAAACUCCAAUUUUUGUACUUCUAUGCAAACCAAUUUCACCACCCAGGUGAAUUUGCUCGCACUCCCCAAAUUUUGUUACUGGACUCUUUCCUUUGCAAGGGAUAAGAAUUUAGCCCAAGCCAGCUUAGGGCAAAAGGAAACUUUUGGCUGUGAGUGGUGGCUCACGCCUGGAAUACCAGUACUUUGGGAGGCCAAGGCGGGCGGAUCACGAGGUCAAGAGAUUGAGACCAUCCUGGCCAACAUGGUAAAACCCCAUCUCUACUAAAAAUACAAAAAUUAGCCAGGCGUGGUGGCGCACAUUGGUAGUCCCGGCUACUCCGGAGGCUGAGGCAGGAGAAUCGCUUGAACCCGGGAAGUGGAGGUUGCAGUGAACUGAGAUGGCGCCACUGCACUCCAGCCUGGUAACAGAGUGAGACUUUGUCUUAAAAAAAACAAAAAAAACUUUUUUAGCUCACAGAAUCAAAGGACAGACUUAAUCAAACUGCAGGAAGAGAGGGAUUUAAAUGGAACCAGGGAAUUAACCCUGCUUUUCUCAUUGCCUGCUGGCAACAAGUCCCAAUUCUUAUCUUUUAGUGUUCACGCACCGGAAAGAUGCAGUCUUAAAUUUCUUAUGGUUCAAAGCUCAAAAAUGCUGGUAAGGCUGGGCGCAGUGGCUCACACCUGUAAUCCCAGCACUCUGGACGGCCGAGGUGGGCGGAUCACCUGAGGUUAGGAGUUCGAGACCAGCCUGGCCAACAUGGUGAAACCCCGUCUCAACUAAAAACACAAAAAUCAGCGGGGCGUCAUGGCAGGUGCCUGUAAUCCCAGCUACUCGGGAGGCUGAGGCAGGGGAAUCGCUUGAACCCGGGAGGUGGAGGUUGCAGUGAGCCUAGAUCUUGCCACUGCACUCCAGCCUGGGUGACUGAGUGAGACUCCGUCUGAAAAAACAAAAACAAAACAAUAAACCCUCCCAACCCGCCAAAAUGCUGGUUAAGGAUUCUAAAUGGCUCAACUUGGCCAGCUGUCUAUCCCUGAACUGCCUAUGCUGUACAUGUUCCUAUAACAGCACCUCCCAGGGAAACCAGAGGGGCUGUUUCCAGGUAAAAGGAGGAAUUUCACCAUAGACAUAAUACUUUGGAAUAGUUUUGGCUAUCCUUAAGUAAAACACGGGAUGACUAUUUCUCUAAUUUCCACACUAGUAGUUUAAACAAAGUAGUCAUCAGACCACAGAGGAGGGGGCAAUAAAUACUGCCUGCCAGGUAACUCGGAGGAAUACUUUCACAGAGGCCUCAUAAGGUUAGCAUUUAGCAUUGUGUGUGAUGUGUGUCAAACCAAGAGGGGAUUCAGGGAGACUUCCAGGCUUGAGCAAAUGGACAAAUAUACCUCCUCUUCCAGACCUCUCCUUUCAUAUGAAAAAAAUUCGUUUGGGACCACCAGAAAACAAAGGAUAAAAGUACCAUGUUAGAACAAGGACGGAUUAAAAAUGACCUUUGCUUGAACUGAAACAGAAGCUAUCUGCAUAAGUGACUUAACCCCUCUGUAACUUGGCUUUCUUAUCAUUUACACGAGGGUGCUAACAGUACCCUCACAAGGCUCAAGUGAUGAUUACAUAGGACAAUCCCUUAGUCAAUGUCUUGGUACACUGUAAAGGUUCAGUAAAUGCUGGAAAAUCAUAUUAGCAACUAUUUUAUACCCAUAAUUGUAGCUGGAAGGUUGUAUUGGAUGCUAAAUACCGGCUAGAUUCCAUUCGGUAUUAUAAUUAUUUAUUUGCAUAACAAGCAAAUUAUUGGUGCAAAGCAGCCAUUAUUACUGUAAAAUACUUUAAAAUGCUCCUUUUUAUAGUCCAGGUACGUACUGCGGCACAAAACUAGGAGAAACCAGGAAAUGGAAGUAACGAGUGAGUUUGGAUGCUUCGAUUCUACCCUAGAUGGAGAUGGGUGAGAACAGAGACAAAAGACAUCUUCUUCCAAACAAGAGGUGACCAAACGGGCAACGGAGACCUCCUCCCGGGCAUGCAGAGCGCAGCGAUUCUGUGCCCAGGGAGCCGGAGGGCUGGGGCUGGGAAAUCCCGGCGGAGCCGCGGCAGAGCAGUCGCCCGUGAGCCCCCGCGACUCAGACGCGCUCGGCCUCGCGCUCCGGGGCUGGGACCGCCGAGGGCGAGCUGCAGCCUUCGCCACCCGGUCUGCAGCCGGACUCCACCUCACACAAGCAGCCCGGCAAGGCCCUUUUCCGCCGCUCCCUCACCCAGCGGAGCCUCCUUCCCAGCUUCCUCGGCGGCGGCGCCGUGACGUCACCUCCGGUCUUCAGCGCGCACGUGGGAGGAAGUGCUGGUGCCCUCAGCCGCUGCUCCCGUCUCUUUGGUUACGCUCGUCAGCCCGUCGGCCGCCGCCUACAGCCGUGUGCCGCUAUGGGAGUCCCGGCGUUCUUCCGCUGGCUCAGCCGCAAGUACCCGUCCAUCAUAGUCAACUGCGUGGAAGAGAAGCCAAAAGAAUGCAAUGGUGUAAAGAUUCCAGUUGAUGCCAGUAAACCUAAUCCAAAUGAUGUGGAGUUUGAUAAUCUGUAUUUGGAUAUGAAUGGAAUCAUCCAUCCCUGUACUCAUCCUGAAGACAAACCAGCACCAAAAAAUGAAGAUGAAAUGAUGGUUGCAAUUUUUGAGUACAUUGACAGACUUUUCAGUAUUGUAAGACCAAGACGACUUCUCUACAUGGCAAUAGAUGGAGUGGCACCACGUGCUAAAAUGAACCAGCAGCGUUCAAGGAGGUUCAGGGCAUCAAAAGAAGGAAUGGAAGCAGCAGUCGAGAAGCAGCGAGUCAGGGAAGAAAUAUUGGCAAAAGGUGGCUUUCUUCCUCCAGAAGAAAUAAAAGAAAGAUUUGACAGCAACUGUAUUACACCAGGAACUGAAUUCAUGGACAAUCUUGCUAAAUGCCUUCGCUAUUACGUAGCUGAUCGUUUAAAUAAUGACCCUGGGUGGAAAAAUUUGACAGUUAUUUUAUCUGAUGCUAGUGCUCCUGGUGAAGGAGAACAUAAAAUCAUGGAUUACAUUAGAAGGCAAAGAGCCCAGCCUAACCAUGACCCAAAUACUCAUCAUUGUUUAUGUGGAGCAGAUGCUGAUCUCAUUAUGCUUGGCCUUGCCACACAUGAACCCAACUUUACCAUUAUUAGAGAAGAAUUCAAACCAAACAAGCCCAAACCAUGUGGUCUUUGUAAUCAGUUUGGACAUGAGGUCAAAGAUUGUGAAGGUUUGCCAAGAGAAAAGAAGGGAAAGCAUGAUGAACUUGCCGAUAGUCUUCCUUGUGCAGAAGGAGAGUUUAUCUUCCUUCGGCUUAAUGUUCUUCGUGAGUAUUUGGAAAGAGAACUCACAAUGGCCAGCCUACCGUUCACAUUUGAUGUUGAGAGGAGCAUUGAUGACUGGGUUUUCAUGUGCUUCUUUGUGGGAAAUGACUUCCUCCCUCAUUUGCCGUCAUUAGAGAUUAGGGAAAAUGCAAUUGACCGUUUGGUUAACAUAUACAAAAAUGUGGUACACAAAACUGGGGGUUACCUUACAGAAAGUGGUUAUGUCAAUCUGCAAAGAGUACAGAUGAUCAUGUUAGCAGUUGGUGAAGUUGAGGAUAGCAUUUUUAAAAAGAGAAAGGAUGAUGAGGACAGUUUUAGAAGACGACAGAAAGAAAAAAGAAAGAGAAUGAAGAGAGAUCAACCAGCUUUCACUCCUAGUGGAAUAUUAACUCCUCAUGCCUUGGGUUCAAGAAAUUCACCAGGUUCUCAAGUAGCCAGUAAUCUGAGACAAGCAGCCUAUGAAAUGAGGAUGCAGAAUAACUCUAGUCCUUCGAUAUCUCCUAAUACGAGUUUCACAUCUGAUGGCUCCCCGUCUCCAAUAGGAGGAAUUAAGCGAAAAGCAGAAGACAGUGACAGUGAACCUGAGCCAGAGGAUAACGUCAGGUUAUGGGAAGCUGGCUGGAAGCAGCGGUACUACAAGAACAAAUUUGAUGUGGAUGCAGCUGAUGAGAAAUUCCGUCGGAAAGUUGUGCAGUCAUACGUUGAAGGACUUUGCUGGGUUCUUAGAUAUUAUUACCAGGGCUGUGCUUCCUGGAAGUGGUAUUAUCCAUUUCAUUAUGCACCAUUUGCUUCAGACUUUGAAGGCAUUGCAGACAUGCCAUCUGAUUUUGAGAAGGGUACAAAACCGUUUAAACCACUAGAACAACUUAUGGGAGUUUUUCCAGCUGCAAGUGGUAAUUUUCUACCUCCAUCAUGGCGGAAGCUCAUGAGUGACCCUGAUUCUAGUAUAAUUGACUUCUAUCCUGAAGAUUUUGCUAUUGAUUUGAAUGGGAAGAAAUAUGCUUGGCAAGGUGUUGCUCUCUUGCCAUUCGUGGAUGAGCGAAGGCUACGAGCUGCCCUAGAAGAGGUAUACCCAGACCUCACUCCAGAAGAGACCAGAAGAAACAGCCUUGGAGGUGAUGUCUUAUUUGUGGGGAAACAUCACCCACUUCAUGACUUCAUUUUAGAGCUGUACCAGACAGGUUCCACAGAGCCAGUGGAUGUACCCCCUGAACUAUGUCAUGGGAUUCAAGGAAGGUUUUCUUUGGAUGAAGAAGCCAUUCUUCCAGAUCAAAUAGUGUGUUCUCCUGUUCCUAUGUUAAGGGAUCUGACACAGAACACUGUAGUCAGUAUUAAUUUUAAAGACCCACAGUUUGCUGAAGAUUACAUUUUUAAAGCUGUAAUGCUUCCAGGAGCAAGAAAGCCAGCAGCAGUACUGAAACCUAGUGACUGGGAAAAAUCCAGCAAUGGACGGCAGUGGAAGCCUCAGCUUGGCUUUAACCGUGACCGGAGGCCUGUGCACCUGGAUCAGGCAGCCUUCAGGACUUUGGGCCAUGUUAUGCCAAGAGGCUCAGGAACUGGCAUUUACAGCAAUGCUGCACCACCACCUGCGACUUACCAGGGAAACUUAUAUAGGCCGCUUUUGAGAGGACAAGCCCAGAUUCCAAAACUUAUGUCAAAUAUGAGGCCCCAGGAUUCCUGGCGAGGUCCUCCUCCCCUUUUCCAGCAGCAAAGGUUUGACAGAGGCGUUGGGGCUGAACCUCUGCUCCCAUGGAACCGGAUGCUGCAAACCCAGAAUGCAGCCUUCCAGCCAAACCAGUACCAGAUGCUAGCUGGGCCUUGUGGGUAUCCACCCAGACGAGAUGAUCGUGGAGGGAGACAGGGAUAUCCCAGAGAAGGAAGGAAAUACCCUUUGCCACCACCCUCAGGAAGAUACAAUUGGAAUUAAGCUUUUGUAAAGCUUUCCCAAAUCCUUUCAUCAUUCUACAGUUUUAUGCUAUUUGUGGAAAGAUUUCUUUCUCAAGUAGUAGUUUUUAAUAAAACUACAGUACUUUGUGUAUUUCUUUUAACUGUAUAUUUCUACUGAUCUGAUCUCACUGUUUAUGUUGCUUUCCAAAGAUGUAUGUUGCAUAAUACAGUGGAUCUGAAUUUAUUAUUGCUUAUAAAACACAUUUGAUGGAAUAGGAAUACUGGUUUUUCAUAAUGGUUAAAAAUGAAACCAGCUGUGGAUUUCAAAACACAGUGUAUUCUAGAUCAUGUAAGAUCCAUGCUGAUUUUUAUUGCACAAGAAUUAGGUUUGAACUCUUGAGCUGGAACCCUCAGCAAACUAGAGUAUAUAUUGUUCAGUAUUUCUUUGGAAACAUUUCAUUAAUGUACUUGUCUUACAGAAAUUUCUGGACUUUAGUAAAAAAAAUAAAGUUAAACUUUUAAAACUC
Messenger RNA from Symphalangus syndactylus (siamang), 6170 nucleotides. It is a transcript of the gene XRN2, whose product is annotated as 5'-3' exoribonuclease 2. Gene Ontology annotation, molecular function: RNA binding; 5'-3' RNA exonuclease activity. Gene Ontology annotation, cellular component: nucleus. Lineage: Eukaryota; Metazoa; Chordata; Mammalia; Primates; Hylobatidae. Gene Ontology annotation, biological process: nuclear-transcribed mRNA catabolic process. The record is from RefSeq and is a predicted model, not a curated record.